Messenger RNA from Pelecanus crispus (Dalmatian pelican), 762 nucleotides. The record is from RefSeq and is a predicted model, not a curated record. Lineage: Eukaryota; Metazoa; Chordata; Aves; Pelecaniformes; Pelecanidae.
AUGGAGCUGAACCAGACGUCCCCACCUCCCACGUGGCCCACGCCGACCACCGAUGGAGACGACCCGUGCAGGUCCAUCCUCUACAUGAUGGAGAACGCUUGCUCCACUGUUGUGUCUCGGGUGUACCUGAGGUCGCUUUUCCUGCUCUCGCUGUUCUCCUACAACAUGGGUCUGUACCUCCUGACUGCCAUCAGCAUCGAGAGGUGCGUGUCCGUCCUCUGCUCCAGCAUCUGCCGCCCCCAGCACUUGUCGGCCGUGGUGUGUCCCCUGCUCUGGGCCCUCUCCAUCUCCGUCAUUGCUGCAGUGACUUCUCUGUGCCUCUUGCACGAGCACGAGCACUGCCAGAUGGCUCUCAUCUCUACGUAUGCCCUCAACUUCCUCAUCUUUGCCCCACCCAUGGUCAUUUCCAGCACAAUCCUCUUCAUGAAGGUCCUGUGUGGCUCCCAGCAGCGCCAACCCAAGAGGCUCUACAUCGUUAUCUUCCUCACUGUCCUCUUCUUCCUCCUCUUCGCUCUUCCCCUCAGCAUCUGGAAUUUCCUGCAGCAGUUCAGCUACACCAUCGUGCCCUCCCAGGUUGUUUUCUUGCUUGCCUGCAUCAACAGCAGCGUCAACCCCUUCAUCUACUUCUUGGUGGGGAGCUGCCGGAGGCACUGCUCCUUCGUGCCCCUCAAGGUCGCCUUCCGGAGGGUCUUCGAGGAGCCAGAAAACAACACGGCAUGCAGCAACGAUACUAUGAUGGACACGCUGGCCGCAGCCUGUUGA